Molecule: messenger RNA, 1467 nt
Organism: Meloidogyne enterolobii
Lineage: Eukaryota; Metazoa; Nematoda; Chromadorea; Rhabditida; Meloidogynidae
Source: the annotation of a GenBank genome assembly
AUGACACUAAUUGAAGAAAAACAUCAAAAUCAUUUAACCCCACAAACAUCUGCAUAUCAUCAAAAUGAAAAUAUUUCUCCAGAUAAUCAACAACAAAUUGUUUGUACAGAAGUUUCUGAAGCAAUUCUUGCUCAGGGUAUUGAUGAUUUAACUAGCUGGGCAGCCGUUCAAUGUGCAAUAGCAGCUGCAUAUGGAUGUUUAUUUUUGUUAGGAUUACUUGGAAAUGGUUCUGUUUUAUUAGCUUUUGCUCAAAAUAAACGUCUUCGUUCAACCAGAAAUCUUUUUCUUUUAAAUUUAAUACUUACUGACAUACUUUUGUGCCUUACGGCCGUCCCAGUAACUCCUUGGUAUGCUUUAACAAAAGAUUGGGCUUUUGGCCCUUUAAUGUGCCGACUUGUUCCUCUUUCAAAUUCUUGUGCUGUUUUUGUUACUUCUUGGUCACUUUGUGCUAUUGCUUUAGAUAAAUUUUUACAUAUAAUCGACCCAACAAGAGGACAAUUUUCAUUAAGAACAGCAGCUACAAUUACUUUUGUUAUUUGGAUUAUAUCUACUUUGUUAAACAUUCCUUAUUUACUUUCUUAUAAAUUAGUUAAUGGUGAUUAUUAUGUACCUCGUAAUUCAACCCCAUUUUGUGGACAAUUUUGUGAUGAGCUUAAUUGGCCAGAUGAUACACAAAGAAGACUUUAUGGAACAGGAGUUAUGCUUUUUCAAUUUGUUUUGCCUAUGGCAAUAAUUACUUAUUGUUAUUGGAGAAUUUUAAGAAAAGUACACAAAGAUAUGAUUGUUCAAAAUGCCCAAUUUUCUCAAUCAUUAAGUAACACACAAAGAACAGAUGCUUUAAAUAGAAAAAAGAGAGUUAAUUAUAUACUUAUUGGAAUGGUUAUUGCCUUUAUUGGUUGUAAUACCCCAAUUACGGCUGUUAAUUUACCAUUUUUAUGGCCUUUAAUAGCUCAUGUUAUUGCAAUGUCAGCAGUUAUUUGGAAUCCUUUUUUAUUUUUUUGGUUAACAGCAAAGGACAAACAAAAAGGUGCAAAUCUUAGUGGUAUUGCUACUGCAACGAGCGAAAUAAUAACUUCAUUAGUAUCACGUAUGCACAGUUUAAGAAGUAAUAACGGGCAAUCUAAAGAUGAGGAUAUUCGUUAUAAACGUCGAUUUGGCCGAAAGACUGCCCGUCAUUUAUAUAGAGCAGAAUCAGAAACAACAACAAGUACUAGCCAUCGAAGACAAAUUUUAUCAAAUGGACUUACUUUUAGUGAUUCCCUUCGAUUAAAUGGUUAUGGAGGGAAUAGACAACAAUGGAUUCAAAUGCGUCCAUUGGUAAUAUUCCAAAAUGGACAACAAUUUUAUAAAGAAAAUUGUGGCAACGAAGAUAUUAAUCAAACAGAAAAUAUUUCAAAUAGCAGUAGUAAUGGAGGAAGGAGAACAACUUUAAAUAAAACAACUUCUUUAGGUGUUGACGCUAUUUAA